Messenger RNA from Lactuca sativa (garden lettuce), 1503 nucleotides. Its product is annotated as centromere protein O. NCBI's taxonomy places the organism in Eukaryota, Viridiplantae, Streptophyta, Magnoliopsida, Asterales, Asteraceae. Gene Ontology annotation, cellular component: kinetochore; Mis6-Sim4 complex. The record is from RefSeq and is a predicted model, not a curated record.
UUUUUUUUUUUUCUUGAGUUUAUUAUAAAAAAACUCUGAACCGGUUUUGCCCUGCUCUUUCUUCUUCACAAUCGUCGCUUCUUGCUCCCUCCUACUGAGACUCCGAUUGCAACCCUCCGCCAUUCCCUCCGGUCAUCCACUCCAGACACCGUCUCCGCCAUCUUCGCCGCAACGUCGCCACCGUUUCCGUCUUCGCCUCCGGCUGCUUCGCCCGUGCCGCCUUCGUCUCCGGCAUCUUCUGUAGCAAAGUCACUGUUGUGGAUUCGCCAAAAAUGGGAGAAGUGACCUUUAUGCAGGAGGAUGAUAAUCAUUUAGAGGCUACAAGGGCCAGAUUUUCAAGUGUGCUCAAAAGGCAUGGGGAACUAACUGAGCGCCUUUCAAGAGACUCUGAUAAAAUGGUUUUUGAGCGUCUACAAAAGGAAUUUGAAGCUGCACGUGCUUCCCAAACUCAAGAAGUUUGUUUGGAUACAGAACAGUGGAAUGAUGGUUUAUUGGCAACAAUAAGGGAACGGGUUCAUAUGGAGGCUGAAAGAAAAGCAAUGCAGUUGCCUCUGGAUUCAAGCAUGCUGCCAAUCUCUAUGUUUAAUGACAAAAUUACAUAUAAAGUUGGAACCAAGGUGAUAUGUUGUUUGGAAGGAGCACGCAUUGGCAUACAAUAUGAAACAUCUUUUGCUGGGGAGGCGCGUGAGCUGUAUCAUUGUGUUCUGGAAAGCAAAUCAUUUCUUGAGAAGAUGACUGUUCUCCAACACACAGUUCCUUUCUUUUUACCAAUACGUGAAGUAGAAAACGAUCUUUUAUCCUCAAAUGCAAUGAAAUUUAUAGAUCACAUUGGAGACCUAUUGCAAGCAUAUGUCGAUAGACGAGAACAGGUUCGCCUCAUAAAGGACUUGUAUGGUAACCAGAUUGGACAACUUUAUCACAGUCUUCCCUACCAUAUGAUUGAAUUCGUUGUCGAUGAUUUUGAUUGCAAGGUAACAGUGAGUCUUAGGUAUGCAGAUCUGUUGUCUAUACUUCCAACUGGUAUCAGUGUGGUGGCAUGGCCUAUGAACCAAUCAAAGAAGUCCCCAACCGGGGGCAAAAAGGGAAAUUUGCUUCAUGGAAGUAACAAGAGUCCAAUUCGAUUAUCCUAUGCAGAAGAUGCACUUCGCACCCUUAGUCUGCCAGAAGCAUAUGCGGAGAUCGUCCUAAAUCUUCCGGAAGCUCUUGAGCAAAAUGUUGAACCCAAGGAUCCUGUAUCUACCUAAUGAAACGCGUCUCAAGUUUAAAGCUGUACAAAGUUUGUCAAACUCAAACGAAUGUGGUAGUUGUGUAAAGUUGAUGUUCAUUGAUUUUUGUUUCCUUUUUAACUUCUCUUUUUAGGCCCCUGUUUUUUAUUUCACUUUAAUAUUUUUUGUAUGUUGUGCACUUUACUAUUUUUACUAAAACAGGCAACGUAUUCUAAUUACCUACACUAGUAACUGUUGUAAUGCAAUCGAUAUUAAAUACUCAAGCUUUUGAACUGGA